CGGUCGGCGGCCCACCUUGAGUGGGCAGGUUCAGUCAUCAGUGGCUGCGGUUAGGUCCCGUCUCUAGCGUAUUUGCGUCUUGUGCCGGUUUACUCGCCAGUUCAAUAAGUGCGUUCACAGCGUUCACUAGAAGCUAAAGCCAGCGAAUAUGAUUAGACUGAAGACAGCGUUGUUAUACGCGAGUUACAUUAUAUUAUUUGUCAUCGGUUCGGAUGCUGCUCUGUCUGGACUUUAUAUCGAUAAUGGUGUCGAUCAAACUGUGAUACAUCAUUCCAUGACGCGACAUGAACGGCAAGCCGUUGAACACGAAAUCUUAGAGCUUUUGGGUCUAGGUGAGAGACCCCGGCGAUCACAAGCCCCUCCUUUAGAUCGCUCGGCACCGAGUUUCCUACUUGAUGUAUACAAACAACUAGCGGAGGAACAUGAGCAGGCCAGACCUACUCGCAGUUCCGAAAUGGCUCUCAGUGGUGAGGAACAACAAGCUAUCGAUGAAAGUGAUCUAAUUAUGACAUUCCAGAGUAAAAAACAUCACCUGGGUGCAUUACGACACGGACAUGGAAGACAUGUCUGGUUUGAUGUAGCGAGUGCUCCGGGGGACGCCUCUUCUCUCCUCACGGCAGAAUUACGCUUGCAUCAAGCUCCUGUACAUACAGAAGACCCGACGGCAUUGUACACUGUUGUCGCGCAUCGAGUUAUAAGUGUUGAUAAUCUGGGAGGCAUUGAAAUGGAACGUAUCGCUGCAGUGAACACUAGUAUAGGAGCUGAAGGCUGGUUGGAGCUUAAUGUAACGGGAGCGUUGGCAACUUGGCUUGGCGCACCUGCUGAUAACCGCGGUUUCUUUAUAACCUUACACCCGCAUUCGCAACCAGAACGAAAUGUGAAACCAGAAGAAAUAGGAUUAGAUGAGACCCACGGUGCUAACUCUGAGGGAAAGCAACCUUUUAUGGUAGCAUUUUUCAAGCAUGGUCCCAAGCUUGGUAGCUCUGAUACUGGCGCUAGACGAAAACGCGAGGCAAGACGUUGGCGGAAUAAUGGAUAUUCUGAAAACUAUUUGAGGAAUCCUUUAACAGAUACGUCGCAUUGGACAACCAGAAGCUGCGAAAUACAAACACUUUACGUUAGCUUUAAGGACUUAGAAUGGCAGGAUUGGAUCAUCGCGCCUGAUGGUUAUGGAGCUUUUUAUUGCAGCGGCGAAUGCAAUUUUCCACUAAACGCACAUAAAAAUGCAACGAAUCAUGCAAUAGUACAGACAUUGGUCCAUCUUUUAAAUCCCACUCAGGUUCCAAAGCCGUCAUGUGCUCCAAUCAAGCUUUCUCCAAUUUCAGUGCUUUACUACACAGAUGAUUCAAAUGUUAUAUUGCGCAAAUACAAAAAUAUGGUAGUAAAGAGUUGUGGGUGUCAUUAAUUUACAAGAACAAGAUAUUUUUUAAUUAAUGUACAAGAAUUGGUGAUUUUAUAUGUUGACGGCCAAAACUAGUCGUGAUGUUUUAACAAAUUGAAUUAGGUAGCUUAUUAUAGAUUAUCAGGUUUUAAUCAAACAUUUAUUUUUAAAUUAUACUUCUACUCGCACAAUAAUUAAAUGAAGUCAAGUAGCUUUUAAAUUUGAUAAUUAUAUCGAAGUAAUCAUAUUAAACACAUUUGCAAUUAAUAAUGAGGGAUUUUUUCAUUAGUUGAUAGUAUUGAAUGUUGCAAGAUAAAAUUAUUUAACUAAAAAAUUUUUAAUCUGCAAAAAUAAAUACUCAAUGAUAUCAUUACUCUGUCCGAUUAUUUGAUAGAGUAUUUAAUUUUUCAAGUGUCAUAAAUCAUUUAAAUGUACGAAUAAGCUCAUCUUUGUCCGUAUGUUAUACCAAUUUACACCAGUGGUUCUCAAUCUUUUUGAUAUCAAGGACUAUACUAUGAUACUAAACUUUUAUAUUUUUAUGAGUUGAACAUUUUUAAAUUCAAGAAUCAAAAAGGGAGCACUAUUUUUAAUAUGGAAUAAUAAUAAUAAAAAAAUCAUAUCACGUCUAAUUAUUAAUUUUCAUAUAAGAAAUUGUACCAUAUACGUUUUUUUAGAAAGGCCCGUAAAAAAAUAUAAAAUUUCUUUUGUGCUUAAUUUUCAUGCGUAACAGCUUCACGGAGAAUCGAUGUUUUGCGGAAUAUGGUUUGAGAGCCACUGACGUGUAAUAUAAAAACGUGACCUUUUUGGAGUCCGUGAACACUUGUUAAGACAAGUCCGCAAUGAACAUGUAUAUUGCACAUUCACAGAAGUAUCGUAUGAAAUAUAUAAGUCAAUUAUUAUCCUAUUCUAUUAAUGACAACUUUAAUACUUUUUAUAUAUUUUCUUAUUAUAUAUGAUAAUUAUGUAUUGUAAAAUAUAUUGUAUUUAAGAUAAAAGUACAAAUAAAUAUGAUUUGAAUUUCAUCAACGAUACAAAGCAUUAGUAAUAAUAAUCUUGUAACAUUUAUAUAAUAUGUUAUAUAUGUUAAAAUAUUGUAUUUAUUUGCAUUCACGACAAUAAAUAAGGCCUUUCGACUGAUGGUGACUGAUGCUUUAAUAUUUACGUAAAAAUUCGUGACAAUUUUAAAAAGCAUUAAUACUAAUCGAGUGAAAAAUAUCUUUCUAACUUUUUAAUUAUCAUUUUAAUGAUAGUAAUCAGUGUUCAUGAUUUUAAUUUAAGUAUUGUCCGAUUUUAUUUUUAAAUUUUCGCAUCACAAUCAAUAAAUAAUUAGUUAAUAGGUUUUUUAAGGAUAAAGAUGUAUUUAUGUAAAAGAUCUGAAUGAACGGCUAAUAAAAAUAAGAAAUUGAA
Nymphalis io (European peacock) is the source of this 2788-nucleotide messenger RNA. It is a transcript of the gene gbb, whose product is annotated as protein 60A. Gene Ontology annotation, molecular function: cytokine activity; growth factor activity. Gene Ontology annotation, cellular component: extracellular region. The record is from RefSeq and is a predicted model, not a curated record. The transcript has 7 exons. NCBI's taxonomy places the organism in Eukaryota, Metazoa, Arthropoda, Insecta, Lepidoptera, Nymphalidae. Gene Ontology annotation, biological process: SMAD protein signal transduction; BMP signaling pathway. The coding region runs from base 149 to 1405 and encodes 418 amino acids.